Molecule: messenger RNA, 1767 nt
Organism: Acaulospora morrowiae
Lineage: Eukaryota; Fungi; Glomeromycota; Glomeromycetes; Diversisporales; Acaulosporaceae
Source: the annotation of a GenBank genome assembly
AUGACCGAAACUGAGUCACCCACAAAUCCCGUAACAAAUGGAAAAGAUUACCCGAUAAAAGAGUUAUACUCUAGGAUUCAGGCCGUCAGGGAGAAAGUUAAUGAAUCUUCGAUUUCUUUAAUUUCUUCACGUGAAACAGUCCCCCUUAAUGAUAGUAGCCCUUUAGAGACGCAACCUUCCGAACUUUCUAACAAUCAUUCAACGGAACAAAUAGGCGAAAUAUUAGAUGUGAAUGCCGAAAAUGAAGAUAAUAUAGCUGAUUGUCACUGCCAGAAAGUAAAUGUAGUUCAGGAUACGGCGAAUUGUAGUGACUGUGAUAGAGUUAUACCCAUAGUGGCGGACAUAAAUAAGCAAAAGUUACAAUUACUCGACGAUUUGGAAGUCGCUAAUAGCAGAAUAAAGGAAGAGUUUGACAAAGUAGAGCGGCAAAAUGAUGAAAUCGAGCAUUUAAGAAAGCGGAUAGAAGAGCUGGAGGAUCAAAUUGAUGCCAAAUCUGAUGAAUUCGCUGCAUUACAAAAAGACAUGGCCUACCUUAACGAAAAAUAUGUCAAUGAAAUUGACAAGGUGGCUGAGUUGCAACAUUCCAAGGAUAUGGUGGAAGGUGAACUCGAGGAGCUAAGUCGAUCACUCUUUGAACAGGCGAAUGGUAUGGUAGCUUCCGAGGCGAAGCAGCGACAUGAAUUGGAGGUUCAACAAAAAGCUCUGGAAAAGCAACUUUUGGAGACACAAGAACGUUUGGCGGCUGAAAGUAUGCAACUCAAGGAACUGAGGGAAAAGAUGGAACACAUGAUUCAUGAACAGCCACAAUCGGAAAGCAAACGUUCGAGUUCUAGCGAUCCAUCGUUCAGGGCUAGUAUUGAUUUCGCAGAGUUGUUCGGACUUCGCGAAAAAUCGCCCGAAGCAGCGGCGACCUUACCAGGACCAACUGGAGAGGACGGGAUUGGAAUAGAUCCUGAACUAAUGAACGAAUUUAAAGAAUUUGUUGAAACGAGUAUAACCGUACGGCUUCAAAGAAUUCACACUAUUCCCUUUAUGAAACAUUGCCUGGAAGAGGAUGUAGAUGCUUGUAUGAGAUUCGGUAACAGUCCACGAGUUUCCUCUCGUAAAAUAAUUGAUGCUAUCGUUGCCAACACAUGUUUCAUCGAAGAAGCCCCGCCCGGUGCAGAAAAGGAAUUCGCCCUAAAUCUUAAUUCUCCUGUCCGCAACACUGCUGCCAAACCGGCCCUGUGGGAUCGUAUUUCUGGGAAUUCAACUUACCCAAGAAUGGGUUGUCAAUGCUGUGGCAGACCGGGUCCCUUAACUUUUCAAUAUCGCAUAACUAACUUAGAUGAUUGGUCACUUAUUGAUCGCUAUUGUCGUGAUCGAUUGGUAGCCGUGUGCGAGUUUUACGUAUUUAUUCGUAACGUUCGUCAGCGUCUUUACACCAAUCGUACCAUAAGUGAUCUGUAUGCAGAAUGUUUAAGGUUGCGCCUACAAAUGUUCUAUGCGAGAUUAGGAGCCUUGCCUUCAAUGCUUAAUACGCUUGGAAUCAAGGGGACCGAGGUGGCAACUGCGAAGAAACCUUCGUACUUCAUGCCGCCUCUGGAAGUUAAUCACGAUCAGGAAGACCUUGCAUCAGCAAUAAAUGAAGGUUUGACAUCAACCUCUACAUCACCUGUCAGACAAUCCAGCCUUCCAAACAUAAUUCGAAGCACAAUAUCAGAAGUGACGAUGGAUGAACCCAAGUCUGACUCUUCGGUAAAUAUUGAAACUGAAUCCACGGGAUAA